AAGACGUCCGAUAUGACAUCCUUCGUCAUACCUUUCGCUUCAUCUGUCAUGUUCAUGGCCUGAAGAGACUGUAAAAUAUGUGGCCUGAGGAGAUUACAGGGUCUGUGGCCUGAAGAGACUAUAGGGACCCCCAUCCUUCUUUGCUAUUUUCCGGUGUAAGGCAGCCGGAGUGCAUCCGAUCCCUUGAUCAUCGUCGCCCUACACAACAACAACAACUCUCAAGUACUGUAUACCAAAGUUAUGAUAUAUCGCUAUAGUUUGAUGACCAAAUUUUUUAUAGAUGGCAUCUAUAACAAUGCAGCGCUUCUGUCAGUUUGGGAUUCGACUCCAACCUUCAAUUGCAGCCUCAGGCCAAUAUUUAUCUAGGGGCUUUGGAAUAUCCAGCAUAAGGAACACUGCAACAUAUAAAGCCGCUGUCUUGCAAGAGUUUGGAAAAGACUUAGUCAUGCAAGAUCUUGAGAGAAAGAAAAUACAACGGGGUCAAGUUAGAGUUGCUGUACAUAGCUGUGGUGUUAAUGCUUCUGAUCUGCUAAUGAUGGAAAAUAAGUAUGAUCAAGUACUUAAGCCCCCAUUUGUACCUGGCUUUGAAAUUUGUGGUGAGGUAAUAGAGAUUAGUGAAGAUGUACAGACUACGGAGGUUGGUUGUCGUGUAAUUGGGAUCAACAAACAGACAUUGGGUGGCUUUGCUGAGGAAUGCAUCAUAUCGGAACAGGACCUGUGGAGGGUAGACCAUGCAGUUGGCUUUGAUACUGGAGCUGCUCUAGUCGACACAUAUGCCACCGCCUUGAUUGGAUUACACCGAAGAGCAGAAGUCGGAGAAGAUAGCACAGUUCUAGUCACAGCUGCCGCUGGUGGAUUAGGGUUGGCUGCUGUUGACCUUGCUGCAAAUGUUUAUAAAGCUAAGGUUAUUGGUAUCUGUGGCACAGAAGACAAAGCAGAUCUUGUUAGAAAAAAAGGGGCAUGGUCAGCACUAAAAUAUAAUAAAAAGCAUAUUAUGGCAAAGGUAAAUGAAAUGACUAAUGGUAAAGGUGUUGAUAUUGUCUUUGAUGCAGUUGGAGGAGACAUCUUCAAUGAUUGUUUGCAAUGCGUGGCGCACGAGGGUAAGGUAAUAGUAGCAGGGUUUGCUAGUCGUGUCAUCCCUCAUAUUGAGACGAGUCAACUGUUGCCCAAGGCAGUCUCCCUAAUAGGCCUCUCCCUCACACACUACCGUGAUGCGGACAACUCUGUGUACAGACAAGCGGUGGAGGAUGUGAUAGAUAUGCAGGAAAUGGGACUUAUCAAGCCACAUAUUUCUGCCUUAUUCAAGCUUGAGGAUUCCAAAUUAGCAUUUAACUUUAUGAAAGAAAGAAUGUCUACAGGAAAAGUGGUGCUUGAAGUUCAGUAAAGGAAUCUUAAAAAUUAAACUGUUUUUCAUAGGUUACCAUAUAUUCUUGAUUACAUUAUUCCAUCAGUGCCUCUUGCCAAAUGUUCUGCAGCUCCUGCUUAUUCUGUGAUCCCUCUAAGCUUGUGCAUGUUUAAUCUUUCCAAAGAUUGUUGCAUCAUUAAUUUUUAAUCUGAAAAAGAAGACAUGUGCCUAUGGAACAGGAUACUUGAAUUUCCUAGAUAAGCGAUUACAGUAUAUCAUUAGCAGAGAAUAAAAUACUUUCUGGUUGGUGAGAGAGAGAAAGAGAAAAUUGUAACUUUUGUGGUCAAAUAUCUCAAUGUGAUGAUGUUUUGUAUUGGAUUGGACACCUGCAUAGUUCUUAUCAAAGAGCAUUUGGACUCAACAGUAAACACCAGUAACCUCAUUGCAGAACAGUACCUUGUUUGUCCAUCAUUGUACAGCUGAACGUAUACAAGUAAAAUGUUAUAUACUUUAUAUAUUUUGCCUUUGGGUUUUACAGUAAAUAAUUAUUUUCAGAUUGUAGCAUCUAAUGUAAAUUAUUAAUGUAAGCCAUAUGUAUAAUAAAACAAAAGCAAAAAAUUACUAUUUUUAUUAAUUAGAUGUUUAACCCCUGCACUGCACCUUUAGGUGCUCUGAGAGAUGUGCUAUUUUUUUUUUAAUUGGGCUAUAUUUUAAUGUUUUUUUAAUGUUUUCAUUACUCUUUGUGUUUUUAAAUGAAAAUAGUUGAGUUUGGAAACAUUUUGACAUUAAAUUUACCUGAAUAUUUAUAAAAACAACAAGAAUAUGUCCUUGACAAUUGCCCCAAGAAGUUUUUGCUGAAACCAGGUGCGCAGUGCAGGGGUUAAGUAUUACUAACCUUUACACAGCGGUUAUUGUCAUUCGUUGACUGACGGGGUAAUGCGGUUAUCGUUAUACAUCAAUUUAAACAAUUAUUGUCUGGGCUUUACAUGUAUGAUGCAAAUAUGGAUAUUAUAGUUCUAUGUGGAUGUAA
Procambarus clarkii (red swamp crayfish) is the source of this 2375-nucleotide messenger RNA. Its product is annotated as quinone oxidoreductase-like protein 2 homolog. Gene Ontology annotation, cellular component: mitochondrion. The record is from RefSeq and is a predicted model, not a curated record. Lineage: Eukaryota; Metazoa; Arthropoda; Malacostraca; Decapoda; Cambaridae. Gene Ontology annotation, molecular function: oxidoreductase activity.